AAUAUGCCCUGUGGCAAGAAACCCCUCGUUAAAAGUUGGGACAGGCCGAAAGAUAUAAGGACGGUAAAGCCUUCCCGCUACCAACAGAACGAAGCCUCCGUGAAAGUACAUUGGAAGAAUGUUAUCAAAGACAUUGAAUUAUUUUACAAAGAUGAACAGUUCUGGGAGACUCAAGGCAAGACGGUGCGUGACCUGGUGGGCCCUGUCAUCUUCGAGCGUCUGGUGAAGAUCUUCAACCUGCAGAUAGAUGACGACCCUUACGUACCGCCCUCUGAACCUUCCACCAUACAAUCCUCAGACAAGUACUAUGCCACGUACAUGCCCAGUACCGUGUCACGCCAGGAUAAAUCUCAAUUCGAGAUGCGGCCGUCGUAUUCGUUGAGUGACUUCGAACCGGAGGAGAUUGGCGAGGAAGAUGAGGAACGAGAGGACGAAGACACGUGGUCCACCUCAUCGGAGGACGAGACGAUCGGCGGUGGCGGCGGCGGCGUGCAAACCAACCGAUCCAUCACUCGCUCGAUGAUGGGCCAUUCUAUGAAUCGCUCCGUGAACAAAUCCCUCAACCAAUACGUAUUCAAGAGCUUCUCCAAAGUGUUCUCGACGAUGUCCAGGACGUUCAACAAGAGUUUCCAAAGGUCGUUCUCUUCGCGGAGGUUUGAAUCGUCGUCGUCCUGGGACAUGAGCGCAGCGUCUGAUGACGACAUCAUAGUGCAUCCCAAGAGUGUCGUCCAUACUCGGAAGAGAGGAGGACAAAAGUUGGUCAAUCCUCAUUUCGAAUUGUUGUACUGCAACGACUCUGAAACAGACAUGAUCAAAUGGAACUCCCACUAUAAACAAAAGAAGUUCGAAGUAUCCGCUUCUGAUGAGUAUAGCAAGAAGGCUGAACUAUUGACGAAACAGAUAGCUCACGACUUUUACGAGUGGUGGGUUGGUCUGGGCAGUGUGGAGUUCAAAACUGAAAUCAAACGCCCGGUCGACAUUGAAGACUUGUUCCAAGUUUGGUUCGACGAGCACGCAUCUCGCGGUCUGGUGCUGGAUCCGAAGAUUCUUCCUUGCGUGCUGCAGAACAUCGCCAAUUACGUUGGAGCACCAAGAACGUCAUGCCCGAGGGUCCUCAAGAGACAGAUCGCGUCAGACAUCCACGCGGAGACCAAGCCAGCCCACACCCUCGCUUUCGGACAGUGCCUGCCGCUGCACAUGAAGCACAUCCCACCGCAGAACAACACCAAAGAGAUCUGGCACAGCGUCAAGAUACCAGAGGAUCUGCGCUCCAUGGCCGCUGUCUGGGAAGACAUUUCUCAUCUCACCGCUACGAAAGCGUUCAUGAAGUGGUUGACGCAGCAUCCUUAUAUGCCGAUGCCUCCUUAUCUGAAGGAGUUGGGCGGCGCUGGCGAGAAGAAACAGUUGUUCGUCAUCCCUUCAGAUUUCGUGGUGAGGGAUAAGAGUAUUGAGAGCUUCUCCAACCAGGACCUGAACAUUCCCGUCUCGCAGUUCUCACUCGAGAUAAAGGAAGUUCUUAGCCGACUCUUGAACGACUAA
Molecule: messenger RNA, 1539 nt
Organism: Pectinophora gossypiella (pink bollworm)
Lineage: Eukaryota; Metazoa; Arthropoda; Insecta; Lepidoptera; Gelechiidae
Exons: 8
Coding region: 4-1539 (511 amino acids)
Source: RefSeq, a predicted model, not a curated record